AUGGUCGCUGCGAGGUCACAGAUUGUGGCUACCAUAACGUUCAUGGAACCUGUUUUAUCCAAUUCUCUUGCACAAGUUUACAAUAACAAGGCUUAUGACAAAGAAUUUAACGAUGAGACAACAAGUCAGCUGGAAGAAACACUAAAAGAUGUUUGGGGUCCAUUUUUCGUAAUGAAUGCACCGUUCCGAGCAAAAAUAUCUCCAAUUGACGCCAUUGGUAUUCCGCUAAUGACAUCUGGUCGAAUAUUUGCUGUGUAUGAUUAUCACGAACCUGAUCCCAACAAAGUUUAUCCAUAUCAUGAAGAAGUAAAUACGCAUGGUCUAUCUACAAACUAUGAUUAUCGUGCAAGAUUAGUAACAGAUGAAGAUGGACGAUAUCAAUUUGAAACUGUUGAACCUGUGCCGUAUUUCGAUACAGAUGAUUCAACUUGGAGAUAUCCACAUAUUCAUUACUAUGUACAAUCACAUGGAUAUAAACCAUUGGUGACACAGCUCUACUUUCAUGGCGAAGAAAAAAAUGAUAUCGAUAUACAUAUCGAUCAGCAAACAACAAUAACAUUAAAGCAAAUUACAAGCACUAGAAGUGUUAAUUCCAAAUUCGAUUAUUUUAUUGGUAUAUUUGAUUUAGUGCUUGAAUCUUGCUUCGACUAA
This is a messenger RNA of Didymodactylos carnosus, 651 nucleotides long. NCBI's taxonomy places the organism in Eukaryota, Metazoa, Rotifera, Eurotatoria, Philodinida, Philodinidae. The record is from the annotation of a GenBank genome assembly.